Molecule: messenger RNA, 5546 nt
Organism: Brassica napus (rape)
Lineage: Eukaryota; Viridiplantae; Streptophyta; Magnoliopsida; Brassicales; Brassicaceae
Product: putative FBD-associated F-box protein At1g05080
Exons: 3
Coding region: 835-2145 (436 amino acids)
Molecular function (GO): protein binding
Source: RefSeq, a predicted model, not a curated record
AGUGAUUCAAAGUUUUUAUUAUAAGAAGAUAUAAAUGAUCAAAAAAAAAUUUGAGCAGAAAAAAAAUCUUUAAUAAAUAUCAAUAUUAAAAUCAUGAUGGUCCGUGUUUGUGGAGCAAUCAUGAUGGUUUUUGUUCAAACCAAAUCAGAACCAUGCAAAACAUAUUCAUGGAGACGUUGAAAGUCAUGAUGGUCCAUGUUUGUGGAGCAAGAAGCAUCAUUUUAAACGUUGUUUUUCUUUACUCAUCCGUUUGAAAAGGUAUACAAUGUCAUAAACAUUCCCAUACUUGAAUUUGCCUCUUAAUAUUCUAACGUUUAUUUCAUAGAAACGAAAAUCUUCUUUUGUGUGUGGCUCAGUUAUUGUCUGACUUCGUUGCUUAAACCCAUGAGCAACCAACAAGGGUUAUUUAGUAUUCAAAUUAGUAAAUAGUUUUUCUUAUACCAUUGAACCAAAACAAGGACCAAAACUUAAUUUUAGUCUUUGGUCAUAUAUGGCCGACGGGUUGUAUAUCGAUUUUUGUAGUUUCCUUUUUCGUUUUUAUUGGGGGAUGGAUAAGCUUAUAUGUAUAUGGGACUAGUUACGUAUUAAUAUAAAGCCUAAUGAAUAAAUAUACAAUAUAUAUAUAUAUAUAUUUUUUAUAUUUAUUAGAGACUAAAAAGGAAAUACUAUAUUUAUAUUUAUUAGAGACUAAAAAGGAAAUACUAAAGUUAUAUAUAUAUAUAUAUAUAUAUAUAUCUGAUCAGGACGACCGUAUGAAUCAAGAGAAGAUUUGUUCUUCUUUUUUUUCACCGAAUUAAUCAACUGCCGAUUCUCCUAGGGUUUAAUCUGUCGAAGAUGGCAGAAAUUACUGAAAAUCGUGGUGGUAGAGUUGAAGAGAUAGGUUGUGAAGAUAGGAUCAGUGCCUUGCCGGAUGAUUUACUUGUGAGGAUACUUUCGUCUAUCCCGACAAAAGAUGCUAUUUCUACCAUGAUUCUGUCUAAGCGAUGGCGUUUUGUCUGGACGAUGCUGCCCAUACUUGCGUACCAAGAAAGCAAAAGCAAAAUAAGUGUUUGGUGGUUUCUUAACAAGUCAAUGGAAUUGCACAAAGCACCUGUCCUACAUAACUUGUCUAUCCAACUAGGUCGACGUUGUCCUACUGAUGCUGAUGUCGGAAAGUGGGUUGAAAACGCUGUUAAUCGUGGCGUGAGAGAGCUAUUUUUCACGCUACAAUGGUCCGCAGAUCCAACCAGAUUGCCUAAGAGGCUUAACACAUGCAAAACUCUCUUGCAUCUAAAACUCUCCCACAAGAUUCUCGUGGAUUUUCCUACUUCUUCUUGCCUCCCAUCCCUGGAAAAACUCGAACUUUACUAUGUGGUGUAUAAAGACGAGGCUUCUCUUGAUGCGCUCUUAUCUAGCUGCCCAGUUCUUGAGUUACUGUCUGUGAUGCGUAAAGAGGAUGACAACGUUGCCAAGUUCACUGUAAAAGUGCCUUCUUUACGGGUCUUAGUGUAUUUUAAUGCCAUGUCACCAGAUGAGAAUGAUGUAGUAGAUCCCGGUAGGUCUUUAGUUGUGGAUACUCCUGCAUUAAAACACUUUUAUAUUGGUGACCAUUCAGGAGACUCUUGGUCGAUCAAGAGUAUGCCUUGUCUCCUGAAUGCUUCUAUUAGUGGUCAGAGUUUCCAUGAUACAUGCAAGUUGUUAAAAUCUGCUUAUGCAGUCACGUCUCUUGAGUUGGAUUUGACAGAUGAAUUGGCUGUGUAUUGUAGCACCAUCGAAUUCCCACAGCUGAUACAGUGUACCAUAUCACCAUGCAACUCAGACUGGAUGGAUUCACUCAUUUUUUUUCUUCGGAAUACUCCUAAACUAAAAAAAUUUACUGUUGACUAUAGUUUAACCGAUGAACCUCCUGACGCCUCUGCUUCAUGGAUGCUACGGUUCCCUCGUCCAGAAUGCUUGUCAUCAAGUCUGGAGAAGUUUGAACUGAUAGACUAUGGAGGAAGAAUAGAAGAGAAAGAAUUGGUGGAAUACAUCCUAGAAACUUCCAAGUGUUUAAAGACUGUCACAAUCUCCUUGAGGUCCAAACUUAAAAACAAAAAGAAAAAAAUGAAGAGGCUGAAUGCUAUAUUCCUAAGGUUCAAUAGCAUUUCAUUUUCUGUUCAAACUUAAACAUAACUAAUUUAGGUUCCUAUUUUUUUAUCUACUGUUAAAGUUUGUUAUUAGGUUUUGGACACAUUUAUCUAAUUAUCAAACGUUUGUUUGCUUUUCUUUGAUGCCCUUCUGUGGUUUUGGACACAUUUAUCUAAUUAUCAAACGUUAGUUAGGUUCAAAGAUUUUAUCAAAAAGAAUUGUUCAAAGUAAACCGAAGAGGAUCAGUGCCUAAAACACGAACCUCCCAACAGCAACAGCACUUCAAAUAUUCUCCCACCUUAAGUUUCAUCCUGUUAUGAAAGACUCCUCAAAACUUCCUCGUCGAGCACUUCACGUAACCUAAAUGGACUACCUUGGGCUACAUACGAAUGAAGUCUCCUCUCCUUCGUUACACUCCUAGCAAUCAAGAAAGCACUUUCGCUCGUUUCGCUCGUCACAAGAUCCACCUUCCAAUCGGUUACCUUCCUCAGAACUUCCGUUAUCUCCAUACUAUACGCACGAAACGCCGGCCAAGCGUUUGGUCUGUUUAAAGACCCCACUAAUUCUGAAGCUUCUAUCUCAAAACUCACAUUAGGCACUCGAUGAGACACCAUACUCUCCACUGCCCAAAUCAGACCCAGCCGCUUAGCCUCAAGCAGGGAAGGCACUCCAUUGAAAGCUCUUCUACUGUGUAACAUGGCAUCACCAGAAUUAUUCCUCACGAUCCAACCCAUCCCAGCCAGAAGAAGAAGAGUGAGAGUGUCAGUAACCGGUCACACACAUGCAUCAUGCAUGCCAUGGGCCACGAACAAUAUAUGUAUCCAACUUCUUUACAAAAUAAUUGAAGAUAACACUGCAUGGGGGUUUCUAUAUUCACUUUCUGAAGUAGUGAGCAAAACUAAAUCAGAUCCGAAUUACCUUGCAUGAAAUGUUGGUAGCCGAGCUGGAAGUUGAUCAGAUGCCCAGAAGCAAUAGGAGCAAAAGCAAAACGCUAAAAGGGUUUAGCAAACUUGGAAUUUCAGUUCAUAUAAAAAGUGGGGUUUCUAGUGAAGUAGCUUAUCUUUCUACUUUCUACACAAUCUUCUGUGUUGGCUUCAGGAACUUGAACGCCUGAAGUAGCUGGUUCAGAUGUCUCUCACUUCUUCAGAAGGAAACUUGUCAUCAAGCUCGUGCAAUAUGAACUAGAUCAUGAAAACAUCACUAUGAGACAAGGUUACACUAGAGAACUUAAUGAAUCCAGUGCACCUGAUGACGUUUCUUGAUAAUAACAACAAUGGAGGAUAAUUAUAUUAAUCUGAACUUAAAGAGAGGAUAUAUGUCCUCCCAGUUCUCAUUACAUGAGGGUAUCUACUUACCAAGAUUCUACUUUAGCCAAGUGAACCCCAUUUACCAAUUACCACCACAUGGAACAUCUAAACCUAAAAGAAGCUGCAUUAUCGACCCAAUAGCUCAUACAAAAGUUGGAUAUUAAUCUCUAUGAAUGGACAACGAGGUUGAAAGAUCGAUUCCUAUGAAUGAAAAUGUGAUGUAUAAAAUCUAGACUCUUAUCUGGGUGAACAUGGUUCCAGGCUUGAUCAACCAAGAAUAUGUCUGUGCCCCAUGAUUACACAAAGUUUCAACCUCGGACUCCAGCUAAGCCUGUACCAAAAGAAUAAUGUUUCUUCAGUUACCAAUCAAACUCAGUUUUCGACUGAAAUUGAUAUUUUUCUUAAAGUGAACCCAAGUAAGUACCAAAUGGUGGCUUAAACUGUGUGACUUAUUUGUUUUCAGUUUUAUAGACACAUUAUAAUUAAGACCGAAAAUCUAAAUUUUGCAUGAUGGAAAAUAAUCAUUAUAACUUACACGCAUUAACAAGCAUCGAAGCAAGGCCAUCCAGAAUAGUUAACUUAACAUUUGAUAUGAUCAUUCCAGCUUCUAUCAAAAUAUAUUCGUUUAUAUCCGCCAACAAGGAUCUCUAUUAAAACAAAAGACACUCAAGAAGUAUACAUGUAACGGUUAUAAAAUGCUGCCUUCUGAUUCUCACUACCUGAAGGUUUUUAAGAUUAAGUUUUUGCCUAGUGAAACCCGAUCUACCCAUGAGGGAGAACCACAUGGAACUUCUUAACCUAAAAAAAAAAUAUAUCAACAAAUUACCUAGACUAUUUUCUGGUUGUAUAUGGUUCCAGGCUUCCAGCCUUGAUCAUGUUCUAUCAUAGGUAUCGACCGACAGUAAUAAUGUAAAUGUGGACGUUAAUAUCGAGAGACGUGGCAUUAUUAAUUCCCAAGAGACGCACUUACUUUGGAGAAGUUGAAGUCAUUACUUUAUGUAAGCAAGUAAACCGAUAAAUUAAUGUUCAAUUUGGUUUUUGUAAGAUAGCACUUUGGUUUGGGCUAUUUAACUCACUGGUCCAUACGGUGGAUCUAGUUAGGCCCAAUGAUUUCCCAUAACAAAAAAACCUCUCUAAUUAUUUGCUUGAUUUUCGGUUCGGUUUGGUUGACUGUGAUGUUUCGGUUUGAUUUGGUUAUAUACGACGCUGAAGAAAUUUACAAAAUAGUUGCAAUAAAAGAAUUUCUUUCUAUAAGGUAAGUUUUUUACUCUAGAUAAUGAGAUGAAGAGUUAUCAAAUCAAACAUAAAAUCCCGAGGGAUAGUAAAUGAUCGAGUGCGUGUAAAGACAGAGGAUAGUGCGUCUAAAUUGAGUCUUCUUCAGUAAGGUGGAACAUAGCCAGAGUUUCUGGUUGCGUUGGAGAGAUGCUAAUUUCUGUGUCAAUCCUCCUUUCUUUCCUCGCCAACUUCUCUGCUUUCUUUCUUUCCUUGUCUUUUUUGGCAUUUUCUUCAGCCUCCAAUCUGGCUUCUUCAGCCAUCAGAAGCUCCUCUUUAGCCUUCAAAAGCUUCUCUUCAGACAUAAAGAGUUGUGGGCAACAAGAGUUCAAGUACUGAACGUAGCUGAACUAGUCACAAAUUCAUAAUAACAUACAUAAUAACAUCUAGCGAUCGAUUAGGUAUACCAAAUCGUGUGAAUCAGAGUGACUUACAUUAGCGAUGUCAGCAGCAACAUGGAGGUUAGCAUUCAUCAAAGCUCUGGAACCAAGAAAAUUAUCCACGAAUCUCUCCGUGAAUCUGCAAAACAAGAGAUAGAGAGAAUCUGAAUCAAAUAAGAUGAGAGACUGAAACAGAAAACAAGAGAAUCAUCAGGAUUUAGACAAAGCGUUGACUGAUAAGUACGAUCUGAAUGUACCUCACAUGUGCACAAUAUUUGUAAUUUAUUUUCAGACAUAAAUGUUGACAUUAGACAAUAGUAAAGUGUAGCUAGAAGGGAACAUAAAAGUUUAUAGCAUAUCCAUUGAUAAUUUGGAAUUGCUUUGUAACGAGUUGUUUUAUACAUUUGCGGUAUAUAGGUAAAACAUUAAACUUCUUGUUUUUGUUUUGUUUUCUUUGUACUCAACAUCAAACUUUCAUAAC